Aricia agestis (brown argus) is the source of this 890-nucleotide messenger RNA. It is a transcript of the gene cib, whose product is annotated as thymosin beta. Gene Ontology annotation, cellular component: cytosol. The transcript has 6 exons. Lineage: Eukaryota; Metazoa; Arthropoda; Insecta; Lepidoptera; Lycaenidae. Bases 158 to 784 code for a protein of 208 amino acids. Gene Ontology annotation, biological process: actin filament organization. The record is from RefSeq and is a predicted model, not a curated record. Gene Ontology annotation, molecular function: actin monomer binding.
UCAGUCUCCAAUCUCCAUCGGACGUUCGACAGGCGACAGCCAACGCGACGGAACCCCGCGCCCGCAGGCCGCACUCCGCAAUCAGUCGCAAUUCGCCGGUCGCAAGCAGUGCACGUAUCACAUUUUACUUCGAAAACACCAAAUUACAUAAACAAACAUGGCCUGCUCAGUGAGUGAUGCCCCCUCCCUCAAGGACCUUCCCAAGGUCGCCACCGACCUCAAGAGCCAGCUGGAAGCCUUCAACCCCAGCUGCCUGAAGGACGUAGACACCAACGAGAAGAUCAUCUUACCAUCAGCAGAAGACGUUGCCAAAGAAAAGCAACACAUCGCCCUGCUUCAAGACGUUGAGAAUUUUCAACCAUCAGCCCUAAAUAAAACUGAGACGGUUGAAAAAAUAGUUUUACCCAACGCAAUAGAUGUACAGACUGAAAAAACUCAGAAGUCCUUAUUCGACGGUAUCGAAAAGUUCGAUGCCACCAGGUUAAAGCACACAGAAACCCAGGAGAAGAACCCACUUCCUGACAAAGAUGUUGUAGCUGCGGAGAAGGCCCACCAAAAUCUGCUAGACGGAGUGGAACAUUUCGACAAGAGUCAGAUGAAGCACGCCACCACAGAAGAGAAAAAUCCACUGCCGCCAAUCGAAGCCAUCGAGGCGGAGAAAGAAAAGAACAAGUUCCUCAACGGAAUCGAGAACUUCGACCCAACCAAGUUGAAGCACACCGAGACUUGCGAAAAGAACCCUCUCCCCACAAAGGACGUCAUCGAACAGGAGAAAACGGCCUAAGAGGCUCAUCCUAUAUUUAUCGCAACUAUAUAACUCAAGUAUCGCUACGUUAGUAUUAAUAUAAGUUGUGUAAGUGAGGCCGAUUUACGCUGCCCGUUAUAACGAC